GGCAUCACUUAAAAACCCACACGCUCUGCACAAAAUUUGUCAAACAAGAUAACAAAAAUCCUCUCUUUCUUCUUCUGACAGCACUUGAGCUACUGAAUAACUCAGUUAGAUUCAUUCUAAGUGAUGCUAGAUCCAUGUUCUUGAAACUUUUGUGUAUCUAUAUAUGUAUGUAUAGGCAUAGCCAAUUUCAGUAGCUAAAAUUUCAACAUAAAAAAUAAAAAAUGCAAGGGGGUGGAUUGGUUUUUCAGUCACCAUUUGUGUUAUCAACUAAAGGGAAGCUUCAGUUUGCUGAUUUAGCUCUACCCACAAGAAUCAUUUUGCCUUUAUUAUCAUCAUCAGCUUCAUUAAAAUGUCGGGAAGUGAGAAGGCUAAACUCCACGAGCAAGAUGGUUAUGGUUCAUGCAUCUAGUGUAGGUGCCGGGGCUGGAGGCUAUGAAGGGAGAGACGAAAAUGACAACCAAAAGAUCUUCGUCAGUCCAUCCAAUGACAGUGACACAUCUGAGAUCAAGAAGCUUCCUUUUCAACUUCCUUAUCCUGCCUCAAUAGCUUUGGUGUUACUUGGAUGUGCCUUGGUGUACUCAUUGAUUGUUUUCGCAAAAGGAUCACCUUCAUCAGUCUUAGGGGCAAUAGCAAAGUCAGGGUUCACUGCUGCAUUCUCUUUAAUUUUUGUGUCUGAAAUUGGCGACAAGACAUUCUUCAUUGCCGCACUCUUAGCCAUGCAAUACGAGAAAGCACUGGUUCUUGUGGGAUCAAUGGGUGCUUUAUCAUUGAUGACGGUCCUGUCGGUCGUAAUUGGACGGAUAUUUCACUCAGUUCCUGCUCAAUUCCAGACUACAUUACCAGUUGGAGAAUAUGCAGCAGUAGCUCUCCUGAUGUUUUUUGGCCUUAAAUCAAUUAAAGAUGCAUGGGACCUUCCCUCAGCUGCAGAAAAAGAUAGUGAGGAAAACACGGCAAACCUCGAUGAGUAUACUGAAGCUGAAGAGCUUGUAAAGGAAAAGGCGUCAAAACGACUUUCAAAUCCACUUGAAAUAUUGUGGAAGUCAUUUAGCCUCGUAUUUUUCGCAGAAUGGGGUGAUCGUUCCAUGCUUGCAACAAUUGCUCUUGGUGCUGCUCAGUCUCCGUGGGGCGUGGCAAGUGGAGCUAUUGCUGGACACCUGCUUGCAACCAUGAUCGCAAUAGUUGGAGGAGCAAUACUUGCCAAAUACAUCUCUGAGAAACUGGUCGGCUACUUGGGGGGAGCUUUGUUUUUAGUUUUUGCGGUGGCCACAUUUUUUGGAGUCUUUUAGUUGGAGUUAUAGCAUUCAGUGUAAAAAUAGGAAGAUUCUGCAGACCAAAUUGCAACCAGCAAGCCUGGUAAUUGAGGCAAAUACUACAUAUACAAAGAGAAGAGCAUGCAAUUUUAAAGCAUAUUGGAUGUAACUUUAAUUAUUUAUGACAGAUUAAAUCUAUAAGCCUGCAAGAUUACCAUUUCUGGGCUAGUAGGAUUUGCCUAGGGGCAGGCAGUUUGUAACUUUGUAUUAUAGAACUCUGUCACCAAUUAUAUCACCAGCAAUCUAGUAAUUUGAACCUCCCC
Daucus carota subsp. sativus is the source of this 1573-nucleotide messenger RNA. RefSeq names its product protein PAM71-homolog, chloroplastic. The transcript is spliced from 10 exons. Lineage: Eukaryota; Viridiplantae; Streptophyta; Magnoliopsida; Apiales; Apiaceae. Gene Ontology annotation, biological process: Golgi calcium ion transport; manganese ion transmembrane transport; calcium ion transmembrane transport. The record is from RefSeq and is a predicted model, not a curated record. Bases 222 to 1286 code for a protein of 354 amino acids. Gene Ontology annotation, cellular component: Golgi apparatus; chloroplast. Gene Ontology annotation, molecular function: calcium ion transmembrane transporter activity; manganese ion transmembrane transporter activity.